UUUGUUUCUUUUCUAACUUGCACAUGGCGUCCGGUUGAAGGUUAUCAAACCCAGUAGAUAAACACCGUUACUUUUUCUUUUUAUAAACAUUCAUAUUAAUAUAACGACAUCAUCAGAUCAUAAUCAUGGGUAACGUGUCUGCAGCCGAGUCGACUAAAUCCUCUGUAGAUUUACCAGCACCACCUUUGUUACCACCCGGACCUCCAACUGAAAUUCCAAAAGCAAGACCCAAAGAAACAGCAGGGACUGGAAAUGAACCCGACACUAAUCCAGGACUUUACGAAGAUCUACACAAGCAAACUAAAGAACUAUUUCCUCAAGUUUUUGAAGGAGCCAAAGUUAUAAUAGCUAAAGGAUUGAGCAGUCAUUUCCAGAUUAGUCACACCAUGACUCUUAGUACUUUCUCUCCAUCUGUAUACCGCUUUGGUGCAACAUACAUAGGUCUUAAACAAAUUUCACCCACUGAGUCAUUUCCAGUCAUGUUGGGAGAUAUUGACUCUAGUGGUAACAUGAAUGCUAAUAUCAUCCAUGCCAUUACUGAUCGUCUCAGGGCAAAGCUUGUAGCUCAGUUUCAACCUAAUAAAUGUGUGGGCCAACAGGUAUCAUUAGAUUAUAAGGGAGAUGAUUUUACUACCUCCCUUACUGCUGGAAAUAUAGAUCCAUUAUCAGCAUCAGGUUUAUUAGUUGGUCAUUACCUUCAGCGUGUCACACCAAAUCUUGCUCUGGGAGCUGAGAUCAUGUACCAGCGAGGACAGCAAGUACCUGGAGGGGAGAUAGCUAUCAUGUCUUUAGCAAGUCGAUUUUCAGGUGAAAAGUGGCAACUGAGUGCUAACUUGAGUCCCAUGGCAGGAAAUCUCCACACUUGUUUUUAUCAGAGAGUUCAUGACAAUUUACAAGUUGGAGUAGAAUUAGAGACUAGCAUACGCAUGGCUGAGAGUACUGCAACUGUAGCUUAUCAGAUAGACAUUCCUAAAGCUGAUGUUGUAUUCAGAGGUCAACUAGACAGCAACUGGUGUAUAGGAGGUGUCUUAGAGAAGAAACUAGCUCCUUUUCCCUUUACUCUUGCACUUAGUGGCUAUGCCAACCAUGUAAAAAGUCAAUAUCGCUUUGGCAUUGGAAUGAUAAUUGGAUGAAUCCAGCUGUUAUUAGUUGUAGAUCUUUUAGAUUUUUUUUUUUAACAAAAGAAUGGUGUUUUUCUAAGUGCAGACAGUGUAUAGAUUUCUAAGUGACCCAAACUGUUGGAACUUAAAGGAACAAAUGUGUUAUUCUACAUGGCCUUGUUUUAUGUUUUGCAGCUCUCUUCAGAGGAUGCCAACUUAUCUUUUUUAUUUCAUUUCUCGUUUGUUGGUUAACAAGUUCACCAUUGAAGGCUGGAACUUGUUGACAAUAAAAUCUAUUGUUUUCAAAUUGAUACUUUUUAUAGCUAAAUAUUUUGUCCAAGAAGUAACGACUGUUGUCAUUAAAUCUACUCAAUUUAAUUUUUAAGGAAAAUGUAUUGAAUAGGUUUUAGAAAGUUGACAGUGAAAUUAGCUGACCAUGUGGGAUUUCAGUAUUAAACAUUGUUAAUAUAUGUGAAUGUUUUGGUUAUAUGGACUAAAGAUCAAGAAAUUUAUAAAAAAAUCACAAUAAUAUACUAGUACCUAACACCUUUAUUGCAUGUGACAGUUUGUUUGUUUUUUCCUUAAAAUUUGAUCUGAAAAUAAGUCAUAGUUUUAAAUCUGUUUCACUGUAAACUUGUGUUAUGAGACUUCACACUUCGUUCACAUUUUGUAUACUAUUUACAAAAUUUUUGAACAUUUAUAUAUAUAUAUAUAUAUAUAUAUAUAUAUAUAUAUAUAUAUAUAUAUAUAUAUAUAUAUAUAUAUAUAUAUAUAUAUAUACUGUUUCACAAUCAAUUGCAUAUUUUAGGUCUGAAUAUUUGAUGAAGACUUUGGUCUUUGUGAGAAGUUUGAAAAACUAAGAGAAAAAGAAAUUAAACUCCCUCAUCUUUUCAUGAUCAAACUCUUCUUAAACAUUUGCAUAAUGAGGUUUUUUAACAUUUAAAGAACCCUUGUUCCUGUAUAGCUAGUGUUAUAGUGUGAGUAGCAUUCUGGACUUCUAGAAUAGAACUAUUGGAUGAAUCAUACAAUUUUGCCUGGGUUGACCACUGUUUGCAUUUUCACAUGAUCAAAAUAUCUAGUUUCAUUUUAAAAGGUAUCCCAUAGAUACAUGAUGCAAUCAUAUUUCUGUACAUUCAUUUGUGUGUCGAAGUGAUAUCUCUGUCUAGGCUUGCAAGAACAUGUGAGAUACCAUGUGUGUGCUUUGGAUGAUUUUAUAACCACUGUAAUAAAAAAUUUGAUCUUGUUUUGUGUGUGUAUGUGUGUGCAUCUAAAAGGUUUCAAAAUGGAGACAUAUCUAUUCAAAUUUUAUUAGUUGAAAGGACCACAUUAUCAAUGCGAGAUCUAUUGUAUUUGAAAUGCUUUGAAUAUCUUUUGAACAUCAGAGAAAAAGUGUUCAAGUUGAAUGUCUUGCAAUGUAUGAAAAAGAUAUAAACAUUUUAGCUCUCUUUAGACUUGGAUCCUGGUGAUAUCUUAGUAUACUUUGUGUUAACAUGUGCAUUAGUAGAAAACAUUGAUGUCUUAGUAGUCAUAACAGAUUAUGUAACACUAUAGUGUUUGUCUAUAAACAAAAUAAUGUCUGAUUUGAAAAUUUAGCACAAACAAAUCUAUUAUAUGUGUUAAAAUUGAGUUUUAUCUAUCUUAUACAUUACAGAUGUUCCUUCCAAAAGGAAGAAAAAAUGUCCUAUGCGUAUCCAUACGUUUUGAGAGCUAGUCUUAAGUAGGAGAUCUAACUGAGCAAUUCUAAAAUAUCAUCUUGAAUUGCUCAUUGUUGUGUAUAUGCAUGUGUGUUAAUGAACAUACAAUUAAAUGGUUGAAAUUUGACAAAUAGAAUGUCACAAGAUUUAGCUACUUCAGAAUAAGUAGAAGUGAAAAUGUUAUCAACUAUAAUUUUGUUUAGUGCGGUUCUAUAAUUCACUGUUGUAUCAUUUUUUUUUCCUUCACAUUACUAGAUAUUAUAUUCUUAUUAACUUCCAUAUUCUUUUAAACAUUUGCAAACGUUGAAUAAAUAUGUGAUUACAAAGAAUCUGUUUAAUUAAAAAGUGUAUUAUGAAUUGA
Messenger RNA from Biomphalaria glabrata, 3155 nucleotides. Its product is annotated as mitochondrial import receptor subunit TOM40 homolog 1-like. Bases 126 to 1133 code for a protein of 335 amino acids. The record is from RefSeq and is a predicted model, not a curated record. The transcript has 7 exons. Lineage: Eukaryota; Metazoa; Mollusca; Gastropoda; Planorbidae. Gene Ontology annotation, biological process: protein import into mitochondrial matrix. Gene Ontology annotation, cellular component: mitochondrial outer membrane translocase complex; mitochondrial outer membrane. Gene Ontology annotation, molecular function: transmembrane protein transporter activity.